Messenger RNA from Balaenoptera musculus (blue whale), 2378 nucleotides. It is a transcript of the gene SLC5A2, whose product is annotated as solute carrier family 5 member 2. Gene Ontology annotation, cellular component: plasma membrane. The coding region runs from base 25 to 2121 and encodes 698 amino acids. The transcript has 14 exons. Gene Ontology annotation, molecular function: D-glucose:sodium symporter activity. NCBI's taxonomy places the organism in Eukaryota, Metazoa, Chordata, Mammalia, Artiodactyla, Balaenopteridae. The record is from RefSeq and is a predicted model, not a curated record. Gene Ontology annotation, biological process: transmembrane transport; sodium ion transport.
CCUGAGGGGCAGAUCCUGGGCAGAAUGGAGGAACACACAGAGGCAGGCUCAGCACCAGGGCUGGGGGAACAGAGGGCCCUAAUUGACAACACUGCCGACAUCCUGGUCAUUGCGGCUUAUUUCCUGCUGGUCAUUGGUGUCGGCUUGUGGUCCAUGUGCAGAACCAACAGAGGCACCGUUGGCGGCUACUUCCUGGCGGGACGAAGCAUGGCGUGGUGGCCGGUCGGGGCCUCUCUCUUCGCCAGCAACAUCGGCAGUGGCCACUUCGUGGGCCUGGCAGGGACGGGCGCGGCAAGCGGCCUGGCUGUGGCUGGAUUUGAGUGGAAUGCGCUGUUCGUGGUGCUGCUACUUGGCUGGCUCUUCGCGCCCGUGUACCUGACCGCGGGCGUCAUUACGAUGCCGCAGUACCUGCGCAAGCGCUUUGGCGGCCAUCGAAUCCGCCUCUACUUGUCCGUGCUCUCGCUUUUUCUGUACAUCUUCACCAAGAUUUCGGUGGACAUGUUCUCCGGGGCGGUAUUCAUUCAACAGGCUCUGGGCUGGAACAUCUAUGCCUCCGUCAUCGCGCUUCUGGGCAUCACCAUGAUCUACACUGUGACAGGAGGGCUGGCAGCGCUGAUGUACACGGAUACGGUGCAGACCUUCGUCAUUCUCGCGGGGGCCUUCGUCCUCAUGGGUUACGCCUUCCACGAGGUGGGCGGGUAUUCGGGGCUUUUCGACAAAUACCUGGGGGCAAUGACGUCCCUGACGGUGUCCGAGGAUCCGGCGGUGGGCAACAUCUCCAGCUCCUGCUAUCGACCCCGGCCCGACUCCUACCAUCUGCUCCGGGACCCUGUGACGGGGGACCUGCCGUGGCCUGCGCUGCUUCUGGGGCUUACCAUCGUCUCAAGCUGGUACUGGUGCAGCGACCAGGUCAUAGUGCAGCGCUGCCUGGCUGGGAAAAACCUGACCCACAUCAAGGCGGGCUGCAUCCUGUGCGGCUACUUGAAGCUGAUGCCCAUGUUCCUCAUGGUCAUGCCGGGCAUGAUCAGCCGCAUUCUUUACCCGGACGAGGUGGCGUGCGUGGUGCCAGAGGUGUGUAAGCGCGUGUGUGGCACCGAGGUGGGCUGCUCCAACAUCGCCUACCCGCGGCUCGUCGUGAAGCUCAUGCCCAACGGUCUGCGCGGACUCAUGCUGGCGGUCAUGCUGGCCGCGCUCAUGUCCUCGCUGGCCUCGAUCUUUAACAGCAGCAGCACGCUUUUCACCAUGGACAUCUACACGCGCCUGCGGCCCCGCGCGGGCGACCGCGAGUUGCUGCUAGUAGGACGGCUCUGGGUGGUGUUCAUCGUGGCCGUGUCGGUGGCCUGGCUUCCCGUGGUGCAGGCGGCGCAGGGCGGGCAGCUCUUUGAUUACAUCCAGUCGGUCUCCAGCUACCUGGCGCCGCCGGUGUCGGCCGUCUUCGUGCUGGCGCUCUUCGUGCCCCGCGUUAAUGAGAAGGGCGCCUUCUGGGGACUGAUCGGGGGCCUGCUGAUGGGUCUGGCACGCCUGGUUCCCGAGUUCUCCUUUGGCUCGGGCAGCUGCGUGCGCCCUUCGGCGUGCCCCGCGCUCCUCUGCCGCGUGCACUACCUCUACUUCGCCAUCGUGCUCUUCGUCUGCACCGGCCUCCUCACCCUCGUGGUCUCGCUGUGCACACCGCCCAUCCCACGCAAGCACCUCCACCGCCUGGUCUUCAGUCUCCGGUACAGCAAGGAGGAGCGGGAGGACCUGGAUGCUGAGGAGCUAGCAGGUCCACCCUCAGCCCCUGUACAGAACGGGCGCCCUGAGCACGCGGUGGAGAUGGAGGGUAAGGCACUGCCCGGGGAGCUGGGGUGGGGGAGCUGGGGGAGCCGACUAACUGUACGGCCGCAAUUUCUCCCAGAGCCCCCGUCCCCAGCACCAGGCCUGUUGCGCCAGUGCCUGCUCUGGUUCUGUGGAAUGAGCAGGGGUGGGGCAGGCAGUCCCCCACGCCCUACCCAGGAGGAGAUGGCUGCCGCAGCCAGGCGACUGGAGGACAUCAGUGAGGACCCAAGCUGGGCCCGUGUCGUCAGCCUCAAUGCCCUGCUCAUGAUGGCUGUGGCCACGUUCCUCUGGGGCUUUUACGCCUGAGGUCAACUGUGUCGGGCGCCAUGAGCCACAGCCUUGCAGAGCCACGUGGCCCUCCACUCAUCCACCUCUAGCUGGUGCUUCUCAGUCGUCCAGCCCGCAUCCUGCAGUCCUGGGGAGAGGGCACAGGGAUACUGCUGGGGAGGAGACUCUGGGCUGACCCCGGGGAGGGGGAAGGAGCAGCACAGGCUGGGUGUACUGCUCAGGUUCCCCUUGCCUCUGCUGGGUAAUCUCUGGCAUAAAAUGAGCCUAAAACCUCA